ACGUGACUUUACGUCAUAUAUGGCUAUCGCAGAUAUUCACUCCGCCAUAGCUGUUGUUGUUUUGGAAGCGAAGUAUCUGUGAGGUAUCAUCUUAGAUUAUAGCCAUAAUGUCGUCUCCCAGCCCUGGAAAGAGACGAACAGACACUGAUAUACUGAAACUUAUUGAAAGUAGUCAUGAAGUGACAAUACUCAGUGGAUUGAAUGAAUUUUCUGUCAAGUUUUAUGGACCAGCUGGCACUCCAUAUGAAGGUGGUGUAUGGAAAGUAAGAGUUGAUUUGCCAGAAAAGUAUCCAUUCAAAUCUCCGUCUAUUGGAUUCAUGAAUAGAAUUUAUCAUCCAAAUAUAGAUGAAGUUUCAGGAACUGUUUGUUUAGAUGUCAUCAAUCAAGCAUGGACCGCAUUAUAUGAUUUAUUGAACAUAUUUGAAUCGUUCCUGCCCCAGUUAUUGACUUAUCCUAAUCCAAUUGAUCCUCUUAAUGGUGAUGCUGCAGCUCUUUAUUUACAUAAACCAGAAGAAUACAAAAAGAAAGUCAGAGAAUAUGUACAAAAAUAUGCAACGUCCGCAGCCUUGCGUGAACAAGAAGAAUCAUCUAGUGAAAGUUCUAUGAGUGAUUUCUCAGAAGAUGAAGCCCAAGAUAUGGAGCUUUAACAUUUAGUUUUCAUUUAAUCUUAUUGUACAUUAUAUCAUUGUAAAUAGUCUCAGUAGUUAUCAAAAUCAGGGAUUUUCCUAGUCGCACAUGAUGAGAGCAUUUUCAUUUUCACAGCCUGAACCUAGAUAUUUUGGUAAUUAACAGAUAUACAAACCGAAUUUUACCUCAAUAUGUGAAGUGUAUAAAUCAACCUAUUACUGAUUGUAAGACCAAGUGUUUAAAAAGCUAUUGGUUAAAAGUUUCAUAGACAGGGAUAUUAUUAAUAACCCUAGGAAGUUUUAAAUACAGAAUCUCUAAGAUCUUAUCUAUUCUUCAGAUAAAAUCUGAAUCUUUGUCUAAAUUUUCUCCUCCCCUCCCCCCCUUGUAUACCUACUUUGUAUACUACAUGUAUAAAAGAGCAUGAUCUGUUUGAUUUAGUUUUAUAAAGUAGAUUGUAUUAAUGUUAGUUUCAUUUUACAAUUGAUCUUUACGCACCAAAAACAAGAAAUUGACCAGUUUAUUAAUUUUAAUUUCUUUUUUGCCAAACUGUAAAGAAAUAAACCAGGCAUGAGUUAUACUCAAUUUGUCAAGUAGAACAAUAAUAGCCUACUAAUCUCACAAAACAAAUUAAUUUUAAAUAAAAUCAACCGAAAUCAAUAAGGUCAAUUCCUUUUGAUCAUCCAACUUGGGGAUAGGUUUUACUAUCUUUCCAUUUGCAGUUGUAGUUGUUAUGGCACAAAUUGAGGAGAACUGUUCUAUUCCUUACAGAAUCGUCAUUGCAUUAAAAUAUAAGUUUGUCCUGCCUUUUCAUUAUCAUUGAGACUUGCAAUAUUUGAUAUCAUUUUCAAUCUGUUACAGCAUUUUUUUUUCAAUACCAUAAAUUUACUAGGAAAAUCCCUGUCAUGUAUCAUGUAUGAAAGUCAUUUUUUUUAUUUUUAUUUUAUUAUUCUAGAAGUCUACAGUGUACAGAUGAUAUAAUAAAACAUACAAAUUCUGUUUAUACCUGUAAAACAUGUACCUUCAAAAAGACAAAACAAAAUGUUUAUCUAAUUCAUCUGGCCAGUUAGGGAUUUUAUGUGGAGAUGAACAGGAAUUUAUGUGUAAAACUUUGAUGAAUUGUAUUCAGUUCUAGUAAACAACAAACAGGCAUUUUUGUGUUAUUGAUAUUGACUGAUCGUCAAACAUGAAAUUGAUGAUCCUAACCCAGUGACAUAAUUAAAGAGGCAUUAAAGACUAAAUUAAAACUAUAUAAGGCUGUGCAAAAAAUAGUUCUGGUUCUCAGACAAUCCUUACCAAAAACCUGAUGUGUACGGGAGGUUUUUAUUUUAGUGUUUUUAUUUUGUCAAAGGAUCACUAAUGGGCUAAAUGACUUCUCAUAAACAUCACAUUUCAAGGCACUACAUUUAUCUCAUGUUGUUUAUAGGAAUGUAUGAUUAACCAGUAUUUAUGUUUGUUAGUAACAUUUAUCAGGGUUACUUCCUGUAACUGGGGUAGAAAAAUAAUCGGACUGUUUUUAUUUAUUGAUUUUUUGAAGAAAAACCCCCAGGUCAUGCGGCCCAUUUUCACUGAUGCAGGAUUAUCUAAGAACCAGAAAUUCUUUUUUAUAUGGCCUAAUUAAAGAGGCAUUAAAGACUAACUUGAAACUAUAAUCUCCUGUAGAUAUCAAUAUCAGUUCUGAUUUGAUGUGAGAUAUCCGACAUAUUUAUUCAAAAUUUAUAUUAUAUAAUCGAAAAAUAUGAUAUACAAAAUCUUGAAGAAUAUCCAAGGAAUAAGCAACUGUGUAGUAGGUUUUUAUUUACUGAACAAGUUUGAUUUCACCAAAAAUAGAAAUAUAUGUUUAGAUACACUGUGUAUUAUAGAAUUGGAUAUUACACAUUUUGAAAGUGACAUUGCCUCUAUAAAUACAUUCCUAGAUUAAUUUAGUAGUUAUAUUAUUUAGAGAAGUUCAUUAUUUCUAGUACAACUAAUAUAUUAAUUUCUUAUUUAUUCUGUUAGAGGUUAAAUUAUCUGACAUGAAAACAAUUUGAAAGGUACAGGUCUGGAUUGAUUGAGUUUAUUAGCAGUUUAUGUUUCAAUUCAUUGAAGAAAAUGUAACUUUCUAAGCUAUAAAAUUCGUCGGAAUGAAUUUAAAAGUAUACACAUAAUUUUAGUGAUUCAUUAAGAAGAAAAGUAAGACCAAUAUUUAUAUAUUUUAAGAAUUCUUCAUUUGUGAAAUUGUUUGGAAUGACCCAAAGUUCACGUAAAUUUGUUUUUGAUGUGCGUUUUAUAUUACCUGAACUUAAGGAUUGUAAUUUUUUGUUUUUGUUGAUGAUUGUAUGAAUAACUCUAAAUAUUAUGAAAAAUAUUUGAAAUAUUGUGACUCAAAACAAUUUGGAUUUCUCUGAUCUGAAAUUGUAGAUACAUGCAUAGUUAUUGAUUCAUGCAGAAAUGUUUUGCUUGUAUUGAGGUUGUAAAACCCUUAAUAUAACACAUUAUUAAAUUCUGAUCCUGAUCACUAUGAACUUGUUUCUUAAAAUUAUAGGCAUUGGAUAUCCGUACAAGAACCAUAUCAUCAUGUCUCUUUAACCGGAAAGACUAUUCUCAUUAAGAAGAAUCAAUAUUCAAGUUUUAAUGAAAUUUACAACUAUUAGGGAAAAAAUAUAUGGCACUAGUAGACAUUUCAUUUAUUUGAGAAUAAAUUCAUGUUUUCGCUCAUAUUUGUACAUCAUUACAUAAAUUUAGUACAGCGAACCAUUACUUCGAACUAGGAGUUUGGUUUGGCUAGGAUUAUUUUAAGGAUUUGUCAAAAGGUAUAGUGUUCACAAUACCGCAGGCAUUUAUUGUAUAUAAGAAUAUUAAUGAUGUUUUUCUUGCUUUUAUUACUUGUAGAGCAUACAUAUGGUUUUCUUAACUUUGUAUAUUUUUUGUGAUGUAUGUAUAUUAUUUACAUACACAUAUUGUCAUAUGGUGCACUCUGUAAAUUAAACACAAUUAGCCUAAAGUCAAAAUCUUGAAGAUUUUAAGAAUUUAAACAAUUUUAUAACAAUGCUAACAACACAAAUUAGAUUUCUGUAAAUUCUCAAUGAUUACUUUGGGUCAUUCUGUUUAUUAUGUCCACAUUGAAAUAUGGUUGUAUGUUGUUGUCAUCCCAAUCUAUCUGUAAUCCACUAAUUAUUGCGUAUGCUCUAGAGUCUACAAAUAAAAUUUUAGUUCAUGAGAUGAAGAGUCCUAUCGAUUUUCAACAUUUUCAAAUAAUUAUGGUCAGAGUUAUUACCCGUGAUCAAUUGGAUGCUUAUUGUUCAAUUGACUUUAAAUUUAAACAGUUUCAAAGAAGCCUGUUGAUUUCAGAUUAUUUAUUUCAUGGGUUGUUAAAUUUGAUCAAUUUUAGUGUCUUGUAAAUGCUCCCAUUACCUAUAUAAGAAUAAUUAUUUGACUACCUUUGUGGACUGUUCUGAUGACUUAGCUGUGGUGGGCAUGUGUUUUUAUUUCCUGGCAACUUAUCUUUCUUUUUGAUCUUUACGGGUGCACUAUAUAUAGAUAAAUAUUUGUUCUGUAAACGGGAAUAUUUCUUUGAAUUUUUUCUUAAAUUUGAGCAGUUAAAUUGUUAAAAAUUGGUUUUGGUGAAAAAAAAAGAUGGAUUGAUAAAAUUAGAACUGUACUUAAUUUUAAAUAAAAAAUAUUUAUGUGACAGAAAACGUUAAAUGAUAUGUAAUUUUGUUUUUUGAGCAUGCAGAUGUUCAUUUUAUCAUGUGCUAUUUUUAGUACCAUUGGCUACUAUUACUGUGAAAGAUAAAAACUUUAAGUUAUAUGUAAUUUUGUUUCUUAAGUACACAUAUGUGCUAAGUGUUAGUAUCAUACUAUUUAAAUCCAUUAAGUACAUGUUUUGAUCAAUCUUAAUAAAGUUGUAAUUUGGGGAUAACACUAAUAUUGGGGGAAUUACCAAUUCCAUUGUGAUACAAAAAUAUGCUUGUUAAAUAAGUAUUACUCUCUCUAAUUUGAAACCAAAUAGCUGUACAUUUAUUCAUCUCAAGUACAUGAAGUGAUGUAGACUACAUUAAAUCUGGGCCCAUGGUAAGUAUGUAAUAGAAAUAUUACUGAUAUUUUAUUUUCAUGGCAACCCAGUUCCACAACAGUUUUAUUUUAAGACAAACCCAAUUUCCUUUCCAAGAUAUUUAAGAUGGGUAGUUACUAAUUUUAUUCUUAAGUUGCAUAAAUUAAAAAAGCCCAGAUGAUGAAACUAUUUAUUAGAGAAAAUGUCCCUUAUAUAGUACAUAUAUUUAUAGAGAGUUGAUAUGUGGAUAGACUUAGCUUAGUAUAGACUUUUGUUAUUCUCUUAUUGAACUUUUAAAAAAAAAAUAACGUAAAACUCACUUAAUAAUAGUUAUAUAUGGUAUUCACUAUACAUUUGUCUUAAAUAAGACAAAUAUUUUUACUUUUAACAAUCACUGACUUAAUAUUAUGACAGUCACCCCUUGUCACAAUACUAAAUGUACAAGGGGUUUAGAAUUUUUUCAUAAAUUUGUAUUAGAAAAUUCUAAUACUUAGCAUAUAUCGUACAAAUCUUUUAAAACAUCGAUCUCAGUUUAUUCUAUGUUCCUUGAUAGUUAUUAAAGUAAAAAUAUUAGUCUUUAUUUGAGGAUAAAAUGAAGUACAUAUAUUGUGAAAUGAAUAUUUAUUAAUCUGAUUUAUCUAAUUAUGGAUUAACAUAUAUCACAAAAUUAAAUAUUUUAAUUGGAAUGUGAUUAUUAUUAUAUUAAAUUUGUUUUUGAUUAUAAACAGAUAUAAACAAUGAUUUUAAAGACA
Molecule: messenger RNA, 5409 nt
Organism: Patella vulgata (common limpet)
Lineage: Eukaryota; Metazoa; Mollusca; Gastropoda; Patellidae
Product: ubiquitin-conjugating enzyme E2 H
Exons: 7
Coding region: 108-647 (179 amino acids)
Biological process (GO): ubiquitin-dependent protein catabolic process; protein polyubiquitination
Cellular component (GO): nucleus
Molecular function (GO): ubiquitin conjugating enzyme activity
Source: RefSeq, a predicted model, not a curated record